GUUACUUCAGGAAAUAAAGCUUUGCAGUGAAAGGGAUGUCUUCCGGUAUGGUUCCAGUGUGAUGAACGAAAUGUGUGUGAAGAACAUAAAAAUUUCCAGUGAAAUGGAGGUUUACCUGCUGUACGUUUUAUCUGCGUAUGGUUUCCGCAACUUAUGCGGUGAUCCGGAUUGCGCGAAACCUUCCAGCUACUGGCAGAAUUCUGUAAGCAAAGUGGAAGAAUAUUUUCGCAAACUUCGCCAACGUAAACAGUGGUACCAUUAUCUGGAUGUGGAUGAUGAAGUCAUAUUUCAACUGUGGAUGAUUCACAACCAUUUGUACUUCAUCAAGGACCAUGAACUGAUAAAGCCGUUGCCAUUGAGAGAGAUGAUUUUUUGCUUGGCGAUUUUCUUGCAAAUCUGCCGGAGGGAACCGCAUAGUGACAUGUUUGCUACUAUCAUCAACAAACGCAAUAUUAUGCAGUACUUGAGGGUGAUUUCGGCACGGCUUGUGGCAGUUAAGGAGAAAGCGAACAAAAAACAGACGCAAAACCAUAUUAUAAAGCGACUGAUAAAAACGUACCGCAAAGCAAAGCAAAUACAUUCGUGUUUCAAAGUUAUCAAAAGUGCGAAAGUAUGCGAAGAAUUGGAUCCUCGAAAUCGUGCGGACGCUGCCACAGCGAUUGCGUCCGUGAAACGAUUCUCGCAAAUCCUGGGAGAAGCCAUCAAAAACACUACCGAAACUCCGAAUUUUUCGGCCAAACUGCGAGAAAUUCUACCGAAUAUGCUCACUAGUGCUGUGGACUUGAAUUCACGGUAUCGUAACAAGUCAACUCACGGGUUUCCACUCUCCCAGCUGUACGUCCAAGAGGCGGAUCAGUAUUAUUUGUACAGUCAAAUGUUCGGAUAUCUCUAUACCGUCAUCAACUCGUUUUCAAUUCUUUGGAUCUAUAUCCUAAAUGACUGCAUGAUGCAGUUUUACGGAACAAUGAGACGCUGCCGAACGGUUGAGGAUAUGCAAGCUUUUGUACGAUACGCCGGAAGCAGUCAAAUCUUGAGCCUGCACCAGAAAGCUGCUCAGGAUGUCGUAAAACAUCUUCGCAAAUUGCAGAAAAUUUUGAGCUUGAAAACGGGCGGAUCCGUCGCUUCCGAGUAUAUCGAGAAAAUAAAGCUGAUAGAAUCAAUGAAGCAACUGACGGUUCCUAGCUUUGCGGUUCCCAUCCAGAUAGCGGUCUUUGGUGAUGCUCCAAUCGAAGCUGUUUACCGGCUGCUGAACUUCAAGUUCACCGUAGGAUCCAGCAAGGUUCAGUAUGAUCAAAUUUCCCACGAUUGGAAAGAACUCACCAGGUUGACCGCUGAAAAUCCAGAAUAUCAUGGAAUCACGGCACAAUUUAUGGUUCAGUACAAUCUUGAAGAGUCGGAACGGUGUCGCUAUCGGGAAAAGAGCCAAUCGAUUUUUACAUGCUUCGCCAGUAACUCGCAUUUGGAUGAUGAAGUGCUUAGCAAACUGGAGGAAAAGUUGCAUGAGUCCUUGUCCCAAGCGUAUUAUCGAAAUAUUUUUGCCCUAGACUGUAAGGCUCAAGCUAUCAACGAUUCGUUGAAAUCGGCGCUUGUGGGAUCCAAGGAAGGUAAAGAUUCGAAACAGCGGAAUCGAGAAUCUAAACAGCAAGCACGAGAGUUCAAGCAGCGCAAUCAAGCGUUUAAACAUAACCUGGAAGUGAUGCGUAAGAAUGACAAGCAGGAGCUGGUGGUAGUUUUCUUGAAAGUUGUUCACAACAUAAGAAAUGCUUUCGCUGAAUGUCGUUGUGACACGGUGGAGGAAUUCAUGAAAAACGUUGAUAAGAUACCACUGAAGAUUAAACUGGCAAUCGAAUAUUGGCAACUUCAAGCUUUGGAAAUACUGGAAGCUAGUGGAUAUUUUGGUGAUAACUUUGCGCUUCUCUCGAAAUCCGUUCCGAUAAUUUGGGGAAAAUCCUAUCGCAACUACUUGGCGCACGAUUCCCUCUCGUACGAUUUACUGACAGGCUCCUGUUUGCCGAAGGCUCUUGUGAAUGGGUUCGUACUUACCCAGCAUUCGGAUAGGUUAAAUAUUUUCGCGAAAUGCUCGAAGUUUAAUUUGAGUGACUUGAACGAAAUAGAAAUCGAAGCUUGUCACUGGUUAGCGGGUCAGAAAAAUUUACUCAAUGCCACCCUGGAACGCAAUCAUUCCUGCUUCGCAGAAUGCUUGAAGGAUGGAGCCGAUUUCCACGGACGAUACUUACGGUCACUCGGGUUUUGCGAUCAGCUGACCUAUUAUUCCAUUCCAGAAAUAGCUGCUCAUGCGGGAUCUAGUGCGAAUGAGUUCAAACCGGUUCUACUGGAGAAAAAUGACUCUCAGAAAAUUGUUGAUUUAUUCUCAUACAACAAGCUGACAACUGAGCUUAAUAUCCGUAGAUUCGACAAAUCGUUUCCCGUUCGCAAAGCAAUAACGGAAUUCAAAAAGCGUCAGCCUCAGCUGGUGACUCCGUGUAUCGGGGUGUUACUGGCACAUUUACAGGAGACUGGGCACAUAGACUUGAUGGUUGAUUUGCUUCAGGAAUAUACCGGACCCGUUGCUGAGCUGCUACUUCUCAUCUGUACGGAAUGCGGUCGUUCCAGUGAAAUGUACAUGGAAACAAUCUCCAGUUUCGACGGUCCGUUUAAUUUCAUCCUCAUCGAACUGAGCGACAGUGAUUUGGAUCAAUUAUUUUCCGCAGCUAAGCCGGUUUCAAAAGAUUUGCUAACCAACGUCGUAGGCGUGAAUGAUAAUCGAACGUUUGAAUAUAUCAUGCGAAAAUGCUACAACACCGAUCGUUCCACGGUUCUUGAAGCAGAUUUAUCAGUUGCUUUGAAAAAUACCUGUUCCUAUGGUCGGUUGAAAAUGGUGCGUACCUUUCUAGACAUGGGAGUAGGUCGGAAUAAUCCAGGUUUACUAUCUGAGGCGCUCAGUUUAGCACUGCAGGAACAUCGCGUACAGAUUGCCCAGCUUUUGAUCGAUUGCGGAGCGAAUCCUUGGGGAGACGAAAUGUUGCCAGUUUGUAUAGGCAUUGCUGAUCAAAACUUUAGAUUGAUUCGGAAGGUGCUUAACAAAUCCAUUCCUGACAACUUUCAUAAACAAGUUGCCCGAUUGAGUGCAGAAUUUGGUUCGGAACGGUUUAUGCGGUUUUCAAUGACAACUGGGAUAGAUAUUUGGCAAUGCGGUGGUGUUCUGAGUGCUGCAUUGAAGAACAAACGAACGGAAAUGUUCGAUCUUUUGCGGGAAUUCGUCUUUGAACCAGUUGAGAGAUGCUGCGAGCCCGGAACGCUGCACACGUGGAUUAAACUCGUGAAGGAUUUGAAAAUUUUAGCCUAUUUAUUAACUGAUCCCUACCUCAUUGUCGGCUGUGUCAGCCGAAACCUGUCUGGCACUGGUGAAUUACUGGAUCAGAUUUCUAGACUCCUGGCGCUGGAUGAUACCUCUUUUGCUAAGAAUAUUUUACUCGCUGACAAUUCCGGAAGUGUAGAACUUGAUUUUCAAAAUCUUUCAUUAAACCAAGAGCUGGCAGUUAUUAUCAUCCUGAAAUGUUCGUCGAUGCAAAAAAUUUUCGUCAAUAUUCCUCCGAAUUUACUGCAAAGUAAAAGGCAGUUCAUUACCACAGAUGUGUCCAUAGAAAUUGAAAUUUAUUCUGAACAAUCAGUACAGGAAUUCCUGGCAGAUACUUCUUUGUUUUCUCAUGAUCUCAACGACUCUCGUUUGAUAGAGGAAUUCCAUAGAAUCACCAGAAGCUUCCUGAUGCAAUCGCAACUCCCGCCGGAUGCCAUAGUGGCAGUUUUCAUUCAAACGCAACACAACCAUUUUCAGUACCUACAAACUGGCUCCAACAGCUGCAUCUUCGAGCGACAUCCUGCACCAAACCUCAACUUGGGUGUACUUCUCAACUUCCCGCACCACUCCAGCGCCCUAAUCGUACUUCCCUCGAGCUGCCCGGAAAGUAUCGUCGAAAAGCUGCUGCUUCUCGGUGCAGACCCACUCUGUUUAGACGACCAAGGUCAAACUGCUUUUUUCCAUGGAUUCAACUUCCCCCUCUCCCAUUACAAGUUACUGUAUCGUCACUGUCAGGAAAAAAACCGAACGCAUUUUCCCGACGGGACUCACAUCUUCAACCAUCGCUCGAAGAAGGGCUACAGUGCCCUGCAGCUGACCGUGGGAUCCAGUAACUACGAACUAACCGAAUUCUUGCUUCAAAAUGGAGCGGAUCCAACGAUGGCUAACUACCAAGCGCCAGCUGGAGCUUUGGGUUACGCCAUCAUGAACCGCAGCGUUCGAAUCACCCGUCUUCUGCUGGACCAUAAGCCCGAACUAAUCAACAUGCCCGCAUCGGAGCAUGGUUCCACGGCAUUGGAAACGGCAGUUCAGAUGAACCAUGAUCAGCUGGUGCGCUUGUUACUCGAGCGUGACGCCAACCCUAGCAUUGCCGAUCGGGACGGUCAAACGGCUGUGGCAGUUGCCGUUGAGGUGGGCGCUACUGAUUUACUAGAACUUAUGCUGAUGGUCGUAGCUGGAGAGCGAACCGGAUCCUGAACAACGGAUCGAAUGACAAACCGCCUUUCUCGUGGACGGUGGCCGAUGACAACUGCAAAUGAUAUUCAUGUAAAAUUGCAUGUGGAAAUAAAAAACUCGCUGG
Molecule: messenger RNA, 4658 nt
Organism: Wyeomyia smithii (pitcher-plant mosquito)
Lineage: Eukaryota; Metazoa; Arthropoda; Insecta; Diptera; Culicidae
Exons: 2
Coding region: 62-4555 (1497 amino acids)
Molecular function (GO): protein binding
Source: RefSeq, a predicted model, not a curated record